Molecule: messenger RNA, 453 nt
Organism: Mesorhabditis belari
Lineage: Eukaryota; Metazoa; Nematoda; Chromadorea; Rhabditida; Rhabditidae
Source: the annotation of a GenBank genome assembly
AUGCGCUUAUUCUCGUUGAUGAUCGCUGAAAUGUGGAUUGUUUUGGAGGGAGCGGGUUUGUUGGAUCCGCACGCACGAAAUUUCCUGGACACGCCACAUACGGUCGAAUGCGAUGGAAUAAUCUACAAGGACAACAACAACGGGUUGAUGCAAGUCAAAAUGCAAAACAGCCUCUAUCCGGACUCGAUGGUGAACCCGAAAUGUCGUGUCUUCAUCAAGGGAGGAUCAAAGGUCACCAUUACCGGCUUCACGACAGCUCAAUCGUGUACUUCCAACGUGCGUGUGCAAAUGGGCCCCACCAUCGAAUCGGUUAAGGCACAAGGUGAAAAAGAGGGCACCAAGAUUUGCAAAGUGGAUGCUGGAGGAUCGACAUUUGUCAUCACACAUGGACCAUGGGUCGAAGUGACGCUUUACUCAAAGGAACGCAACAUCAUUUCUUUUGAUAUUGAACCC